Messenger RNA from Pyricularia pennisetigena, 2661 nucleotides. RefSeq lists its product as uncharacterized. The record is from RefSeq and is a predicted model, not a curated record. The transcript has 3 exons. NCBI's taxonomy places the organism in Eukaryota, Fungi, Ascomycota, Sordariomycetes, Magnaporthales, Pyriculariaceae. Bases 1 to 2661 code for a protein of 886 amino acids. Gene Ontology annotation, cellular component: cytoplasm.
AUGAGUUCUGGGACUUUGAAGGCUGUCACCCAGCCCAAGCCUGGCCAGGGCCAUCCAGUGGGAGGUCCAAGUAGCCAGGCAAUCUUGUUGGACAAGCUCAACCGCCGCGCAACACCAGACUCGGAGGCGCUGGCUAGCUCCGACGAUGACGGCGACCACCGUCAAGAUCAAAACCAACCAGCGGCGCAACCUCACAAACCGGUUCGUCGGGCUUCCUGGUUGAACGACACCAGUCAGACUGCUAUCCGACCUCGCAAGGACUCGUUUGCGAGCAGCACCAUGUCUCCUACCACAUCUCACCCAAGCACGCCAUCCGUGGAGACUGGUGCUGCGACGUGGGGCAAUCUCCCGGGACAGACUGCAAGCCUCAGCCGUGCACACACUGCUGGAAGCUCUACCUUCCCGUGGGGUACGGCUAUAUGGGGCUCUGAGAGGAAGGAGCUACCAUCCAGGCUGGCAGAGCAUAUUCCUUCGCCUACAACUGCCUUCCCGCCGGGGACUACCGGUUCUCCCUUUGGAAAUCCUGAGCACAGCCUGGCCCAAACUUCACCCGGUCCUAGGGAGCCGGUUGCUAACUCACAAAUCCCUUUCGCAAUCCCCCUACACCCUACACCCAAGACCUAUCGAUCUCAGUCGUAUUCUGUAGGCCAGUUGGAUCCUGAUACUCCCACCAAUCCGAUGAUGCCCUCCUCUACGCUGGGAAGUCGGACCCGGCAGCUGCCUCAUCCUGGCCUUCAACACCGUCCUUCCCGUCCCAGUAUGCUCAGUGAGAUGUCGAACGAUGGAAUGCUUGGCAAGGUGAAAGAGGUCGAGGACGACGAAGAGAGUAGCGAGUCUAUGAGUGGGAGCCAACAGCAACAGCAGUCAGCGGAAUCCAAGACUAUCGAGUUCUUGACACGAGAGAAUGCCAUGUUGCGACAACAACAACAAUACCACAACUCACGUCUGAGGCCCCGAGCUUCCACAGGCUAUGGGCUUGGCGGCAACGGAUACGGAAUGCAAGCAUCCGUACCCGAGGAGUCUGAUUAUGCGAUCGAUGAGCUGGAGGAGGGUCAGGACAGCGAAUUUGCCAGACGAGCUUACGGCCGUAGGAUGAGUGAAUUCGGUGUUCCAGGGGGCACUUCGCAGUUUCGAUCACCCUUCUCCGCAGAGAACCGCAAGAUUGAGACCAUGAAGAAAGCAUACUGGCACAGUGCUCUAGGCUUUGGAGGUCUUGGAGACCAGCCGCAAAGUCGUAGACAUUCGUUUGCCGAUGUGCCGCAGAGGCAGGCGUCUAUUAGCUCGCUUGGUGAGCAUUUGGGACAAGAGGUGCUGUCACAAGAGCCUCAGUCCGGACUCGACUUCACGUCUCCAUACGCAGAGAACUCGGCCUAUCAGUCCGCCUCUAACGCUGCGUACUUUACCGGCGGUUCUGGUUUGCAGAUGGCACAGCAAUCCAUGGGCCCAUCGGCUGGGUAUCCUAGCCCGUACCCAUACCCAAUGAACGCUGCCAUAUCUCACCGACCCACGUCGCCACACCGUGCCAUGUAUGGUAUCAGCCAGCCGAACCGCCUGACGCCUCUGCAUGUGGUUCUGUUCAAGUGCGCCCGAGCGGACGUCUUCUACAUUCAGGAAGGCACGGGUCUCACCGUUAAGGCCGGCGACCUGGUCAUUGUGGAAGCAGACCGGGGAACCGACUUGGGAACGGUUGCAGCAGAGAACGUAGACUGGAACGAGGCCAAGCGUCUGAAGGAGCACUAUGCUGAGGAGCAGUACAAAUGGCUCAUGAUGUACUCUCAGAACGCCGGCGUUGCCCAAGACGGUGUAGGCGCCGGACUCAUGGCUGCGUCGAAUGGCGGCAGUGCUAUUGGUGGCAUGGGGCCUCCCGGUCAACACCACAUGCAGGAGCCUCCUAGCAGCGGCGAGCUGAAGCCUAAGCUCAUCAAGCGACUCGCUCAGGCCCAUGAGAUUCAGAACCUGCGGGAUAAAGAAGGCAACGAAGCCAAAGCCAAACGAGUCUGCAUGCAGAAGGUUAAGGAGCAUGGUUUGAACAUGGAGAUUCUUGAUGCCGAGUUCCAGGUAGACUGGAAAAAGUUGACCUUUUACUAUUUUGCCGACUCGUACAUCAACUUCAACUCCCUUGUCACGGAUCUCUUCAAAAUCUACAAGACCCGUAUUUGGAUGUCAGCCAUCAACCCAGCUUCAUUCGCAACUCCGCUCGGAUUGCAGGCUCCCAGCGGCGUCGGUCCGGGAGCGGUUGGGCUCGGUCGCGGUGGUGGCGUUGCCGGCUCUGAUCGUCGCCAGCAUACACAAUCCGAGCCGGUUCAGAGUGCCCGCAGUUUUCAGCAACAAGCGGCAACUUUUACGCAGCCUUUUUCGGCCGAAAGGGUAGCACAACCGACUGCUACUACAUUCGCGACUCCUACCUAUUUUCCAACCUACCCGGGUUUCCCUGGUUCUGGUCGCGCUCCAGGGUCCAUGCCGUAUGGGAAUACAGCCAUGGUCCCAAAUGCUGACGCGUAUAACGCCGCUGGGUUUUCGCAAGGCGGCAUUGACUACCGUGCCCGCAUGGCUACUACACAAUCUUCCGGGCCCGGCCCUCAUGAUGAGGCACUGUCGCCUCUCUCUGUGCCAGCAGACAUCGCUGGCCCUUUUCAAAGCCUGUCCCUCAACACCCGCUGA